GCCGGUUGGCCCGGUUCAACCCAGUCCACCAAACCCUCGUACUACUUAUCCUCUCACUCUCGUCUCCUGCCAUUUCUCCACCUUAAGAAGAACAACACUCACUGUGACUGACUGAUAGUCUCAGUCUCUCACCUACCUUCCAAUCCCAUGGCUGCCUCCACCGCUCUCAUCUCCUCCACCCCUCGCGUCUUCUCCUCCUCCUCCUCCACCAAAUCCUCCUUCUCCAAGCCCCAAUCCCGAACCCUAACUUUCUCCAAAUCCUUCUCCGGCCUCCGCCUCCCCUCCGCCUCUCGCUCCCUCUCCCUCUCCCGCUCCGCCAAGACCUUCGCCGUCAAAGCUUCUGCUGGGGAGCUCCCGUUGGUCGGCAACGUCGCACCGGAUUUCGAGGCCGAGGCUGUUUUUGACCAGGAGUUCAUCAAUGUUAAAUUGUCUGACUACAUUGGGAAGAAAUAUGUGAUUCUGUUUUUCUAUCCGUUGGAUUUCACAUUUGUUUGCCCAACAGAGAUUACUGCUUUCAGUGACCGCCAUGCUGAGUUUGAGGCAAUCAACACUGAAAUCUUGGGUGUUUCAAUCGACAGUGUGUUUUCGCAUCUUGCAUGGGUCCAAACAGAUAGGAAAUCGGGCGGUCUUGGUGACUUGAAGUAUCCAUUGGUCUCUGAUGUCACCAAAUCAAUCUCAAAGUCUUACGGUGUUUUGAUCCCAGACCAGGGAGUUGCACUGAGAGGACUCUUCAUCAUUGACAAGGAAGGUGUUAUCCAACACUCCACCAUCAACAAUCUCGCCAUCGGCCGUAGCGUAGAUGAGACCAAGAGAACACUACAGGCCUUGCAGUUUGUGCAGGACAACCCUGAUGAGGUUUGCCCCGCUGGGUGGAAGCCUGGGGAGAAGUCAAUGAAGCCAGACCCCAAGCUCAGCAAAGAGUAUUUCUCUGCAAUAUAGUGGAAACAUAUCUAUGUGAGAUAGGAAGGUGUAAAACGAGUUUUGUAUUCGUGUAAUGUCCUAUUCUAGAGUUCUUGGUGAACUUUGAGCAGCGAAUGUGAAGAAUAAACCCAAUGUAUUGAACUUGCCCAGUUUUCAGCGCAUUCUAGUAUACGAUUUCGUUCAUCUCACCUUUGUUUCUUUUAGCAUGUCCUUAUUGUUAUGGUCCAACUGUGCCAUACUUGUAAGAGCAGCAGUACUAUGGAACCAUGCAGUGUAACAUUAUCUUAUCAGAAAAUUGUAAGGUGGAAAGCGAAUGAAAGUCUUUACCUUUUCUUUCGUUA
Argentina anserina (silverweed cinquefoil) is the source of this 1262-nucleotide messenger RNA. RefSeq names its product 2-Cys peroxiredoxin BAS1, chloroplastic. Gene Ontology annotation, biological process: response to oxidative stress; cellular response to stress; cell redox homeostasis. NCBI's taxonomy places the organism in Eukaryota, Viridiplantae, Streptophyta, Magnoliopsida, Rosales, Rosaceae. The transcript has 7 exons. The record is from RefSeq and is a predicted model, not a curated record. Gene Ontology annotation, molecular function: thioredoxin peroxidase activity. Bases 148 to 939 code for a protein of 263 amino acids.